AUGGACUUUUACAGAUUUCCAAACGAGAUAUUCACUUUGAUCAUUGAACACCUAGUCCUCGAGGUCGGAUUUACGAAGGCAGUACGGCUCAGAUUAGUAGAUAGCCAUUUCGACUCUGCUAUUUUGUUUGCCAUUUGCGAUCGUCAGAUUAUCGAUCUUUUUGAUCCGAUUAUUGCCAUGCUGAACCUCAUCACUUCACCACUUCUAGGGAGAAUUCUCUUAACAAAGUCACGCUCAAAGGCAGCAACUAGAAUCGCUACUCUCCAUGUGAUUGCAACUGUCAAUCAAGAGCUGGACAAGUUAAUUGGAUGCGCACAACAACACCGGCAUGAGCAACAUCUGAUGAUCAGUACGGCUGUUGCAGCGUACCUACGGGAUGACUCCAAGAGACACACGGCACGUUAUCUCAGUGAAGCUGAACAAGUGCAUAGUCUCAUGUGGGGAGAAACCAGGAAUGAACAUCUCUCAGUUGAUGACAAGUUGACAGCCGCCACUAUAGACAAAGCACAUAAUCUCUUCUGCGGAGCUAUUGUGCUCGGGAAUCUAUCUUUGGUCAAAUCCUUGGCCUCUUCGGUGGACAUUAAUACAGUGAAUUACUAUUUUGGCCAGCCAUUAGGUCUCGCCGCUAUCUGGGGGCAUAUUGAUAUUGUUCGAUAUCUUCUUGAUCAUGGUGCUGAUCCACACUGGAUUGCAGAACAAUCCAAGUCGAUUGCUAUUUGCUCAAUUGAAGCUGCAUACCAGCUAUUUGAGUAUAAAUGCCCAGGAGGAAGCGCCCUAGCCGCUGCGGCUCUCGGUGGAAACAAUGAGAUUGUGUCUCUACUUUUGGAGCCAGAGUUUCGACUCUCAACUCUUGACCGAGAGUACUGCAGAGCCAUACUAUACGCCGCUCGGAUUGGCCGUCCAGACUUGAUAAACCUACUCCUGCAGGUAGAGGGGGGGUCCAUUCGCGAUGAUAACUAUUUGCGUGAAGCUAUGCUUUGGGAGGCAGUUUGCCACAACCGAGAAAAAACAGUGAAACUACUCCUAGAUCAUGGUGCCAAUGCCAACGAAAAUUCGUAUGGUACUUACGGGCCUGGGUAUCCGCUUCUAGUUGCUGCAAAACUAGGACAUGUUCGGUUGGUGCGUAUGCUCCUAAAUAAUGGAGCCCAUAUGUGUCCGGAUAACCCAAGUAAUGUGCCCAUAGUUUAUGCUGCUCAGCAAGGACAUGUGGAAGUCAUUAAGGUAUUGGUUGAUGAGUACGGCGAGAAACUCGAGCAUGCCCUGACUCCGGCUGCAUCUAGAGGACAGGUUCAUCUAGUUAAAUACCUUUUACACAGAGGAGUAAAUGUACAUCAUUGUGAAGCCUAUUCACUCGGGGUGGGCUUGCGAGCACUCAUUUCGGCUAUACAGUGUAGGAAUCUGGCCAUCAUUUCCAUGUUAGCUGAUGCGGGCGUUCCACUCAAUAAUGACGCCCAUAUAUAUGACGACCCAAUGUGGAUGGCAAAGGCCCAUUACACCCCAUGGGUCUUUGAGCAUUUGCUGGCUCUGGGUGCUGAGGACAGGGACUAUCCAGGGGAUCAUAGAAUUAAGUAUCCGAGUGGUAUGGUUUACUCACAACGCCAAUGUGGAGUGCUUGACACCAACCCAAUGACCUGGAGAUGGCAGGGUAGGUAUUAA
This is a messenger RNA of Nannizzia gypsea CBS 118893, 1656 nucleotides long. RefSeq names its product ankyrin repeat protein. The record is from RefSeq and is a predicted model, not a curated record. The coding region runs from base 1 to 1656 and encodes 551 amino acids. Lineage: Eukaryota; Fungi; Ascomycota; Eurotiomycetes; Onygenales; Arthrodermataceae. The transcript is spliced from 2 exons. Gene Ontology annotation, molecular function: protein binding.